AUGGUCCAUCUACUUUGCUCCGGACUGCCUGCCGGCAUCAACCUACUAGUGUUACUGGGGAUCCUCAACCACGGAGCGCAUGCGUACUCACCUCCGGAGGCAUUGCAAUUCAACGAGAGGGCUGAUCAGGCGAGAUAUCAAGCAGCAUGUCCGGACUACAAGAUGUACUCAAUGUACCCCCAUGGCCCAUAUAGCAGCGGCCCACUGAGGCUGCCCUUCCAGCGACCCGCGCCGCAAUGCCGCACGUUCUCAUCGCCGCUGGUGGAGAAGGUGAUAUCGGACAUGGACAAGCGGAUGGAGGACAAGGACCUCGCUCGGAUCUUCGAAAAUGCCUUCCCCAACACAUUAGACACCACCGUCCGCUGGCACGUCAACGCAACAGAGGCCAAGAAAGCCAAAAAGCGAUACACGUCAAGGCAAGCAGCACAGGAUCCAGACGCAUGGGAAGGCGCGCAAAGCUUCAUCGUCACCGGCGACAUCAACGCCGAAUGGCUGCGCGACUCCACAAACCAACUCGCACAAUAUCAAACCCUCGCGAAAAAGGACGCCGCAAUCCACGACCUCAUCCUCGGCGCCAUAAACACGCAAGCUGAAUACGUGAUCGGCUCCCCCUACUGCAACGCCUUCCAGCCGCCCCCACCCAGCAACCUCGCCGCAUCCGCCAACGGCCAAGAAGACACCGUCCACCCCGCCUACGAGCCCUCCUUCGUCUUCGAAUGCAAAUACGAGCUCGACUCUCUCGCCGCCUUCCUCAGCCUCACGAACCAAUUCCACGCCCACACAGCCAGCAGCGCCUUCCUCACCCCACGGUGGUACAAAGCCCUCGACACGCUCCUCGCCGUGCUAGACGAGCAAGCUAAGCCUACCUUUAAUUCGGAAACGGGCCAGCUCGAGCUGAACGAAUACCGCUUCCAGCGCCAGACGAGCACAGGCACCGAGACGCUCAACCUCGCUGGCAUCGGCAACCCGCUCGCGGGCGGCACGGGCCUGAUCCGCAGCGCCUUCCGGCCGUCAGACGAUGCGACCAUCCUGGGCUUCUUCAUCCCGGCCAACGCCAUGAUGAGCGUGGAACUCAAGCGCGCGGCCGCGAUGCUUAGGGCUGCGGGUGGGAAAGCGGAUGUUGCUGCGGAACUGCAGAGACGGGGCGAGGCGAUUGCGGCGGGGGUCUGGGAGCACGGCGUCGUGACGCAUAAGAAGUACGGGCACGUAUUUGCGUUUGAGGUUGAUGGGUAUGGCUCUUCUAUCAUCAUGGACGAUGCGAAUUUGCCGUCAUUGCUGGCGCUGCCGCUGCUGGGAUUCGUCACGGCGAAGGACACGACGUACCAGAACACGCGGAGGAUGGUGCUGGAGCAGGCGGGGAACCCGUAUUUCCUGAAGGGCGCGGAGUUUCAGGGGAUUGGGGGGCCGCAUAUAGGAUUGCAGAAUGCUUGGCCGAUGAGUUUGCUCGUGCAGGCUAUGACGAGCGAGGAUGAUGCGGAGAUUGAGCAGGCGUUGGAGUUUGUGAAGAAGGCGAGUGGGUUGGGGUUGGUGCAUGAGAGCGUGAAUGUUAAUACGGUGAGAGAUUAUACUAGGAGUUGGUUCGCGUGGGCGAACUCGGUCUUUGCGCAGACGAUCCUGGAGCUGGCGAGAAGGAAGCCGCAUCUGCUGUUCGGGGAGGGCGCUGAGCCGUACGUUAUCGAGUAA
This is a messenger RNA of Coniosporium apollinis CBS 100218, 1683 nucleotides long. RefSeq lists its product as uncharacterized. The transcript has 3 exons. Gene Ontology annotation, biological process: carbohydrate metabolic process. Lineage: Eukaryota; Fungi; Ascomycota; Dothideomycetes. The coding region runs from base 1 to 1683 and encodes 560 amino acids. The record is from RefSeq and is a predicted model, not a curated record.